AUGAGCAAGAACACAGCGGCCACUGGGACAGCUCCGGUCAAUUAUGCUAUGGUACUGUACCCUGGCUUCCAGGCGUUGGAUGCUUUUGGACCGCUCGACGUUCUGAACUCGCUCGCCAGCACAGAGAACAUUAAUCUCUUCAUUCUCGCGCCGACGCUGGAACCCGUUAGCACUACGCCACUCCCUAGACCUGGUUUAACCUGGAACAAAGGAUCCUGCUCUCAGAGCGUGGUGCCGACACACACGUACGAUAAUCUGCCGGAAAGCAUCGACGUCCUCCUUGUCCCAGGCGGCACGGGCAACCGAGAUGAUAGAAUCAGGGAGCCGGUAUCCAAGCUCAUUCACGAUCUCUACCCAAAACUAAAGUACCUGUUCACCAUCUGUACAGGGUCCAAGUUACCAGCUCAUGUAGGCAUUUUGGAUGGUAGGAAUGCAACUUCAAACAAGCUUGCUCUCAAGGAAACGAUAUCCCUAUACCCGAAGGUGAACUGGAUCGGGCGAGCACGAUGGGUUGUUGAUGGGAAUAUUUGGACUUCGUCCGGGGUCACCGCGGGAAUGGAUGGGCUACUGGCGUUGGUGGAGCAUAUCUAUGAUGCCCAGAAGGCGGACAAUAUCGCGUAUUAUUUGGAGUACGCUCGCGAGAAGGACUCUUCCAACGACCCGUUCUAUGAAGAAUAG
Ophidiomyces ophidiicola is the source of this 678-nucleotide messenger RNA. RefSeq lists its product as uncharacterized. Bases 1 to 678 code for a protein of 225 amino acids. NCBI's taxonomy places the organism in Eukaryota, Fungi, Ascomycota, Eurotiomycetes, Onygenales, Onygenaceae. The record is from RefSeq and is a predicted model, not a curated record. The transcript has 2 exons.